AUAGCAACACAAAUAUUUCCCAAACCUAACUUAAUCUUUCCUGUCUACAUUUUCUUUUUUUAUUUCUUCCUUCUAGCCGAUGAUGUUCAAAAAAUCGAAGCAGUUGUCGGCAAAAGCGGACAGUUAUCAUGUAAUCUCACAUCAGAUAUUCAAGAUGAUAGAGUAGCAUUAGUGAUAUGGUACAAGGAGGGUAAAACAACUCCAAUUUAUAGUUACGACGCUCGAGAUUCGAAAGCUAUUGAUGGCGGAAGCCAUCAUGGGAUUAGUAUAAAUGGAAAGUUUUAUUUCAAUACGUCUUCAUUAAAUCCAGCAAUUUUUUCUAUAAGUAAUCUAACAGCAGAUGAUAAAGGGAUUUAUCGUUGUCGUGUCGACUUUACAAGAACUCCAACCAAAAACACUAAAUUUAAUCUUUCGGUCAUCAUCCCGCCUGAGAAUCUCCUGAUUCUUAACGAACAGGGAAAGCAUAUUUCGCAUUACAUCCUUGGACCUUAUAACGAAGGGUCUUCCAUAAAUCUAACAUGUAUUUCAAGUGGUGGUGAUCCACUUCCAAAGUUAACAUGGCGACACGACAAUCAAUUACUAGAAGGAAUUCUUACAAAGCUUUCCGAGAAAAAGAUGAGAAAUGUGCUUCAUCUAAAGAAUCUUAAUAGGAAAGAUCUUCUCAGCAGCUUUACAUGCAAAUCCACAAACAAUAAUUUAACCGAUCCAAUAACAUCAUCAGUUAUGAUAGAUUUAAAUUUGCGGCCUUUAACAGUGAAAAUUAUCAAAGAUUUGAAGUUCAUGUCGACUAAACAGUUGUAUGAUUUAAGAUGUGAAGUCAGAGGGUCACGUCCUGCUCCACAAAUUAGUUGGUGGCUUGGUUCUGAAAAAUUAACUGCAGCAAAAGAAACGACAACGAAGGAUUUAAAUUUAACAAGUUCUAUACUUCCCUACCAUCCAAAAAUUGAGGACCAAGGAAAGUUUCUAAGCUGUCGGGCAGAAAAUCCUUUGAUACCAGAUUCCGGCAACGAAAAUGGAUUCAAAUUAAAUUUGCAUCAUCCUCCACUCAUAACUCUUGAAUUCGGUACAAAUCCUGUUGUCGAAGGAAAUACUGUGAAUGAAGGAGCGGAUGUUUACUUCGAAUGUAAUAUUAAAGCAAAUCCUUCGGUUUACCGAGUCGGAUGGAGGCACAACGAUAAUGAUAAUGAGCUUCAGAAUAAUCCACAGGAAGGCAUCAUUAUUUCAAACCAGUCUUUAGUGCUUCAGAACAUCACUCGACAACGAAUGGGGCAAUAUGUUUGCACAGCAAGUAACUCCGAGGGUGACGGUUUUAGCCAACCAGUUCAGUUGAAUGUUCUAUACUCGCCAAUAUGCCGUCCUGGUUUGCCACAAACUUACAAUGUUGAUCGUGGUGAAACUGCCACCAUCCAAUGUGAAGUUGAAUCGAACCCAGCUGCAUUUGAUUACAGGUGGAAAUUCAAUACAACGCUCGUUGAUUUUACUGAUCUUCAUACAAGCAUCGAUGUGAAAAGUUUUUUUCGUUUUAAACCUCAAACCGAGAAUGAUUACGGUACUGUUUUAUGUUGGGGCAUCAACUCAAUCGGGAUGCAAACAGAACCUUGUCUUUUUCAAGUCGUACCAGCAGGAAAGCCAGAAGCUUUAACAAAUUGCUCUGUAGGUAAUCAGACGCAAUUCUCCUUCCAAGUGACUUGUGUCGAAGGUGAAGAUGGAGGAUAUCCUCAAGAUUUUAUUGCUGAGUUGUACUUUGCAAGAGAGAAAUUUGUGAAAACAUCGAUAUCUUCGAGGACCCCAACUUUUGAUUUAAAAGGAUUGAAUCCUGGCAGUGAAUAUGAAGUUGUUUUGUCAGCAGUCAACAAAAAAGGAAGAUCAAUGCCUUUUUCCCUUUUAACUUACACUUUAAAAGUUCCUGAGAAGCAUACGGACUUAGCUGCUACCGUAACGACAACUUUAAUGCAAAAACGAGAACUUCUGAUGAUGUUAGCUGGAAGCAUCAUUGGAAUCAUCUCGAUAGCUUUGAUGAUAACAAUCGCAGCAAGAUUAAGAGGUUCAAGGAGAUUAGAUUCAAAACCGAUGGUUUCAAGUCUUCCGUCAAUUCCACAUAAUGCUGACAUCAUGGAUCAUCACCAACAACAAAGACAACAUCAACAAGAGUCGCCUGAUAGUGCUGAUAAAAAUCCUGACAUCAUCCCACAUACACUCGAAGAAUGGCAAGAGGCAAGCAAACAGAUUUAUGGCUCAAUGCAUUAUAGAAUUCCCACAAUGCAGCCACAAGCAGCUGCUGCUGCUGCUUCUGUUUACAAUUCUACAGCCAACAAUAUGAUAAUUUAUUCUGACGCCACAUUGGGUCGCCCUCACAUGAAUAAUAAUUUUAAACGGAUCGAUUCUAAUGGCAUUUGUGCUCAGCAGCAGUUCGAUUUGACAUCAUUACCGAUAGAAUAUCAACAGGGAUAUCUACAACAACAGUCACAAUUACUCCAUCAUCGUCCGAAUAAUACUCAAAUACAAAGAUUAUUCGUCGGACAUUUCCCAAAUCCACUAACAAGUUUAAACACUGCUACAUUAGAUAGAUUCCCCCCACCAAUCUCGCCUUCAUUAUUCGCAUCUACCAGCUCAAGUAAUCCUGUUUGCAGCUCUAAUGAACCGCGAUUAACUUUAAAGACUGUACCAGAGACAUCCUACUAUAAUCUACAGUCGAUGAGCAAUCACGAAACAUCAUUUUGAAAUAUAUUAAAGAACAUUUUAUUAUUGUUAUUGUAAAUCACCAAAUCAGUUUCCUAGAGCAUUCUUGAAUAUAAUAAAAUCGAUCAUCAAUAAAGCUUGAGAGAAUAAAAAGGAAAUGGAAGAUAUGUAAAUAAUUAUUCUGGUGCAUUUUUCUCAAUACGAAAUGAAUAAAUAUGUUUAUUGUAUUUUAUGAUUCAAUAGAAUUUAUUAUU
Clunio marinus is the source of this 2933-nucleotide messenger RNA. NCBI's taxonomy places the organism in Eukaryota, Metazoa, Arthropoda, Insecta, Diptera, Chironomidae. The record is from the annotation of a GenBank genome assembly.